Molecule: messenger RNA, 720 nt
Organism: Orycteropus afer afer
Lineage: Eukaryota; Metazoa; Chordata; Mammalia; Tubulidentata; Orycteropodidae
Gene: EFHD2
Product: EF-hand domain family member D2
Exons: 4
Coding region: 1-720 (239 amino acids)
Molecular function (GO): calcium ion binding
Source: RefSeq, a predicted model, not a curated record
AUGGCCACGGACGAGCUGGCCACCAAGCUGAACCGGCGGUUGCAACUGGAGGACGAAGGCGGCAGCGAGACGGCGGAGCAGCCUGGCCUGAAUGGGGCAGCGGCGGCGGCAGGGGCGACCGACGAGGCGGCGGAGGCUCUGGGCAGCGCGGACGGCGAGCUGAGUGCCAAGCUGCUGCGGCGCGCCGACCUCAACCAGGGCAUUGGCGAGCCCCAGUCGCCCAGCCGCCGCGUCUUCAACCCCUACACCGAGUUCAAGGAGUUCUCCAGGAAGCAGAUCAAGGACAUGGAGAAGAUGUUCAAGCAGUAUGAUGCCGGCAAGGAUGGUUUCAUCGACCUGAUGGAGCUGAAGCUCAUGAUGGAGAAACUUGGGGCCCCCCAGACCCACCUGGGCCUGAAAAACAUGAUCAAGGAAGUGGAUGAGGACUUUGACGGCAAGCUCAGCUUCCGGGAGUUCCUCCUGAUCUUCCACAAGGCAGCAGCAGGGGAGCUGCAGGAAGACAGUGGGCUUCACGUGCUGGCCCGCCUCUCUGAAAUCGAUGUCUCCACCGAGGGCGUCAAGGGGGCCAAGAGCUUCUUCGAAGCCAAGGUCCAGGCCAUCAACGUGUCCAGCCGUUUCGAAGAGGAGAUCAAGGCAGAGCAGGAAGAGAGGAAGAAGCAGGCCGAGGAGAUGAAGCAGCGGAAAGCAGCCUUCAAGGAGCUGCAGUCCACCUUCAAGUAG